Molecule: messenger RNA, 3970 nt
Organism: Petromyzon marinus (sea lamprey)
Lineage: Eukaryota; Metazoa; Chordata; Hyperoartia; Petromyzontiformes; Petromyzontidae
Source: RefSeq, a predicted model, not a curated record
CUAUUCGCUGUAGGGAAUACAAAGGGCAAGCGCGGGGUGGGGCCUAUUCGCUGUAGGGAAUACAAAUGGCAAGCGCGGGGUGGGGCCUAUUCGCUGUAGGGAAUACAAACGGCAAGCGCGGGGUGGGGCCUAUUCGCUGUAUGGAAUACAACCCCACAUGUCACCGUCUCUCCCCCCCUCACAUCUCUCUGCACCGUCAAGUUCGGGGCCUGUGGUGGAGUCGCGAUGCGAGGAGGGACGCGGAGCGGGCGACUCGAGGACCCCGCGGCUCCCCCCCCACCCCCUCAUGAGUAGCAGCAGCGGCGGCCAAGUGUCUCUCUCCCCGUACGUCCACCACCGCCGCACCGCAAGCCGGUGAGCUCCGCACCCCCACAACCAUGGCCAUGGCCUCCAAGAUCAUUCGCAAGCUCCGAGGCGGGAGCAAGAAGAGCCGUGGCCGGGGAGGGGCGCCCGGCCCGGAGGCCCGACCGGGGGACCUCGCCCCGGGCCUGGAGGAGGAGGAGGACGAGGAGGAGGCGUACCGGGUGGCCGCUCGCCUUGGGGGUACCCUGAGCUUCGACUCCGAGCUGCCGCGAGAUCUGUCGAGCGGCGACUCGGCCGAGUCCGAGCGAGCGACGCCGGAGGACGCCGAGUGCGGGGGGCUCCCGGCGGAGGUGGAGCUCGCGGCGGGGGGAGGACGAGGAGGAGGCGAUGAGCAGGCGGCGGGAGGAGACCGAGCAGAUGACUCGACCCGGCUCACCAGUGCCCUGCAGGCCUCCUUCCGGUGCAAGCGCGACCAGCAGCGGCGGCAGCAGCAGCGCGGCGACUCGCUCACCUUCGAGGUGGUGGCAGCGAACGUGGUGCAGGAGUCCGGCUCCAAAUACGUGCUGUACACUGUGCUCGUAGUAACGAAUGGCUGUCUCGAUGACAAGAAGGCGUCCAUCAACCGUCGGUACUCGGACUUCUCCCACCUGCACAAGACCCUCCUCCGCUCUGCGCCUGCAAAUGACGACAAAUCGGACGACAAUGAUGACAACAUGCGGUACCGCCGCCAGUUUGCCAGACAACUCUCUUCGGUCUCGUUUCCCUCCAAGAAAAUCGCCGGGAACUUCACAGCCGUGACGAUAGCUCGGCGAAGUCGGGCAUUCGAGCAAUACCUGUCUCACAUCACGCAGAUACCCUCCGUACGUGGCACCCCCAGCCUCUGGGCUUUCUUCUGCCUGCCUGAUUUAAAAGCUGGGCACAGCGCAAUCCGUGGAGGGGAUUACGAUGGAGCCCUGCAGAGCCUCACCAAUGCCUUGCAUCUGCAGGAAAAGAUAAUUCCUCCUCCAUCACACAAGUGGGAGCUUCCUCCCACGCUGUCUGCAAUGGCAGUGUGCUGUCAAGCACUGGGCAGACGAAACGAAGCGCAGGGACACUGCCAGCGAGCCCUCCAGGUCAUGGGCUCCGCUGACGACGAGGACGACGACGAAGACGCCAACACGGCCGCCGAAGAUCAGGGUGGUCCCGGCGUCGAGGGCUCAGGUGGAGCCGCAUCGAGGAAGGCGAACGGCGGGCAGUGGGGUGACCUUCUCGUCGCUCUCCUAAGUGCAAACGUUCACCUGUCCUGGCAGUUGGGCUUGGACAAGAGAGAGAGCGAAGCCAGGCUGCAGAGACUGCAAGGGCGCCGAAGUGCGGGGUGCCGCAGCCCGCUGUCUCUCAAAGAGUGGGUUAUCCAACAACAUCUCCAGUGAAAAACCAACGUCAUCGUCGUUUUAAUGGCUGUGCAGAGAACCGUGGACACCCUGAACAGCUGCGUCCAUUCUCUGCAGGUCACAAAGAUGUAGUACAUUUGUGCAAAAGGUGACCGAAACAUUUAUAGAGGGGUUGUUAAAGUAAUGUUUGUUUUGCCGGUAACCGCAUGAAAAUUAACCCAGUAUUAAAAUCGGUUACCGGUGUGCUGCACAUAGACAGUGUCUCUAGCAAAACAAAAACACGUAACAUGUUUACCUCUUUCACUGAGAAAGGGAGCUGCCAUGGUAUAAUGGUGAGGAGCACACUGGACUUGCAAUCCAUAGGUCACCGUUUUGAUUCAAUAUCGUGGCGCAGCAGUUUAAUUGGGAAAGUUGAUUAAUUCCCCCACUCCAAUGCCUGUCCCCCACUUGCUGUACUGUUUGAAUCGGUGCGCAUUCAUGACUAAAAUUCCACUGAAAUUGUAUGGCCGUCCCCCACAGUUCAGAACCAGUAAUUUUGACAACGGUUUACGGGUUACCAUUUGUGACAACCCGAGUUUAUGAAGGGACACCACGCUCUGGCCUCGAAUGAGAUUUUACCAUAUUUGCCUACUUGAGUGGCUUGGCCAUUUAUAGUACAGCCAAGGGAUGGAACGAACACGUGUCAUCCCUCGGCUGCCGCUCCAUUUUACACCAUUGUCCAUCAUCCCUUCUAGCCGUGAUGCGUCCUGUCCACGUCCAUUAUUUUUUUCCUAAAAUGUUUGGAUGUCAUUAAGCUGUGUAUAUUCUACAACCUAUGUGUCUCUGAAUGUAAUUCUUAAGCAGUGGAAACAUCUCCCUCUGUUGAUUUCCUGUCUCAGAAACUCAAGAGAAGCGCUACUAUUGUGUUUGCAGCACCACUCCACUGCUACAUGUAGGAGUGCAAUACAAAAGUUGACAGCCUCAGUCCGUAUAAGUGAAAUGUACUAAUACGAGCCAAAGCAAAAUCUGUCAGUGGUUUAAUGAUGCUGAUCAAUUGGUGAUGAAGUAUAGAUAGCAUGCAAAGGGAGGUAUAUAGUAUUAGUUUGCACUUUUGUAAAUGGAUCAAAUCUUAAACCACACGUUAACAGACUUGCUUUGAAUUUCGUAAAAAAAGCUGAUUUGGAGAUUUUGUGCUGUGAUGUCAUUGUAUACAUGAAAACGUCUAGUACAUCACUAUAUAGCGCAAUUCAUACAUAUAGUGCAUAUCUUAUCCUGUCGUAUCCGUUAUAUCAAUUAUUAAUUUUAAUUGUACAUGCUGAACUUCUUUUUGCACCAUACAUAGCCAAUCGAGACAUACAAAUUCCACCUCCAAAGGCUGUAGGAAUUUGUAACGUGAUUUUUUUUUUUUUGCGCGUGGUAGACCACGGAGGGAGAUGGCAGCAGGAAAAACCGGCAGUCACAAUAUCUGAAGCGCUUGUCCUAUCUUGGGACGUUGGACCAACUUAAUUCAUGAGUGUUUACCCAGGACGCUAUUGAAAACGACUCUUCUUGGUCCGUUGAGUUCUCAAAUUGAUAAGAAAAAAAGGCUUGCUUGUCUCACACACCAAUGGAGGAAUUUACUUGACGGUUCACAAACAGAAGUUUUAGGCCAAAUCAAGCACCUGGAUAAUUGCAAGGAAAAACGUACACUGACAACUGAUACACUUAUAGAUUCUAGAUUUAAAGCUUUCGUGACUGCAAGGAUCCAUACUCCAUACUCUUUGGUUCUAUUCGGUAAAAUCACCUAGGUGAUUUUUGUUUUAUUUUUUACCUACGUGACUUUACCGAAUAGAACCAAAGAGUACACUUAUAGAUUGUCAUCCACGUGCUGCACCUCCUGUGGUCGUGAAAAGGGAAGGCUGUAUUAUAUUAAUUUUGAGCUGCUUAAAGCUGCAGAUUUGCGCACCUCGUGUCAGUUUUAGAGCUGGCUUACUGAGACGAGAUAUCAUCGCACUUGAAACCAAGAAGAGCAUUCUGCGAGAGCUCUUGCACAUUUUUACGAGUAAACGGUUUGAUUGCCUUAACACUCAACGGUGCCUUUUACUAACAUGAAGAUGUUGACUUUUGGUGUUUAUAAAAAAAAUAGCAAUAAAAUGCAAUACAACACGGAAAUAAUGCUGCCAUUAUCUUUGCACUGUUUGUGCAAGUCGUGACAUUAAGCCUCAAGAGUGAAGUGCCUGUUGGAACCAGCAGGUUAGGGUUUUUUUAUGCUGAUAUUUUGAUCUAAAUCAAUUAUGCUAAAUAUUCUCAUGAUCAAAAUAAAAGAUAUUAAAACAUUA